This is a messenger RNA of Zasmidium cellare ATCC 36951, 825 nucleotides long. RefSeq lists its product as uncharacterized. Bases 1 to 825 code for a protein of 274 amino acids. Gene Ontology annotation, cellular component: nucleolus. The transcript has a single exon. The record is from RefSeq and is a predicted model, not a curated record. Lineage: Eukaryota; Fungi; Ascomycota; Dothideomycetes; Mycosphaerellales; Mycosphaerellaceae. Gene Ontology annotation, molecular function: rRNA (guanine) methyltransferase activity. Gene Ontology annotation, biological process: rRNA (guanine-N7)-methylation.
AUGUCACGACCCGAAGACAUCCUCCCGCCGGACCUCUUCUACAACGAUGUCGAAUCCCGCAAAUACACCACCUCGUCCCGAAUCAAAGACAUCCAAGCGUCCAUGACGCACCGCGCCCUCGAACUCCUCGACCUCCAAGACCCCUCCUUCAUCCUCGACAUCGGCUGCGGCAGCGGCCUCUCCGGCGAAAUCCUCAGCGACGUCCCGGAAGACGAGGGCGGACCGCACACAUGGGUAGGCAUGGACAUUUCGUCGUCGAUGCUCGCGCAAGCGCUGGAAAGGGACGUAGAAGGGGACAUGCUACUCGCGGAUAUCGGGCAGGGGAUACCGUUCCGCGCGGGCACAUUUGAUGCGGCGAUUAGCAUUUCGGCGAUUCAGUGGCUGUGCAACGCCGAGACGUCGGAUGUGUCGCCGGAGGGGCGGUUGAAGAGGUUUUUUGACGGGUUGUAUGCGAGUUUGCGGAGAGGGGGCAAGGCGGUGUGUCAGUUCUAUCCGAAGAAUACGCAGCAGAGGAGUAUGAUUUCCAACGCGGCGAUCAAGGCGGGGUUUGGGGCGGGGAUAUUGGAGGAUGAUCCGGAGACGAAGAAUGUCAAGUACUACCUCGUGCUCAGCGUGGGAGGAGGGGAUGUCACGGGCACGGUCAACGGGAUGGACGGCGUGGAUGUCUACGAUGCGCGGAGGAAAGAGCGGAAGCGAGGGAAGGAGGUGAAUAAGAAGGGUAGUAAGAAUUGGAUUCUGAAGAAGAAGUCGCAGAUGGAAGCCAAGGGGAGAGUCGUCAAGGCGAAUUCGAAGUAUACGGGCCGCACGAGACGAACGGCGUUCUAG